Molecule: messenger RNA, 3345 nt
Organism: Callorhinchus milii (elephant shark)
Lineage: Eukaryota; Metazoa; Chordata; Chondrichthyes; Chimaeriformes; Callorhinchidae
Gene: dnaaf11
Product: dynein axonemal assembly factor 11
Exons: 12
Coding region: 39-1466 (475 amino acids)
Biological process (GO): outer dynein arm assembly
Cellular component (GO): cytoplasm
Molecular function (GO): protein binding
Source: RefSeq, a predicted model, not a curated record
CGGUGGACUGUGAUUGCCAUAGCAACAGCGGAACAACCAUGGUGCUGAUUACAGAAGAUCUGGUGAGACAACGAUCAGAACACAAUAACUGUGAGAUAUCUACAUUAGAAGAAAUUUCUUUGCACCAGCAAGAUAUUGAGAAAAUCGAACACAUUGACAGAUGGUGCAGAGAUCUAAAAAUCCUCUAUUUCCAAAAUAACCUGAUUCCUAAACUUGAGAAUCUUGGUAAAUUGAAGAAACUAGAAUACCUCAAUCUAGCUUUAAACAACAUCGAGUGCAUAGAAAAUUUAGAAGGCUGCGAGUUUUUGAACAAACUGGACCUAACUAUUAAUUUUGUGGGAGAAUUGACCAGUGUGGCGUCGCUGAAACACAAUGUACAUCUGAAAGAACUAUUUCUGAUGGGAAAUCCCUGUACGGAGUUUGAAGGCUACAGGCAGUUUGUUAUUGCUACACUCCCACAGCUAAAGCAGUUAGAUGGGAAGGAAAUAGACCGCUCUGAACAGAUUCAGGCACUGCAAGAUUACCCAGAAGUGCGACGACAAGUUUUAGAACAACAACAAGCAUAUCUCUUAAAGCGAGCCAGAGAAAAAAAAGAAGCACAGAAGUACUUAGAAAAGAAAGGCAAUAAAGAGAAAGCUGAAGAAAAACGAAAGCCUGGCUUUGAUGGACGUUGGUACACUGAUAUCAAUACCAUAUCUGACCAUGGAAAGAACACAAAGGAUAAGCAAAACAAUGGCCAUAGUGAAGAGGAACAAGACCACAAGGUUAUAGAUGAAGACGAAAUGAACAAGUCAUUCUGGGAGGAGCCUACAGCUUUCACCCCUGAAUCUAGACUGGAGACUCACAGAUACCUUGAAGAGAAGCGCAAAAUCAAAGAAGAGAACAAAGAUAAGAAACAAAAACCUCAACGAAUGCUGAUCAAUGCUGAAGGACGUGUCCUGAAUGUCAAUGAGCCGAAGAUUGAUUUCACAUUGACUGAUGAUGAGGAAAAUAAUCAAAUUGUCUUAGAUCUUGCUGUUUACAGAUACUUGGAUACCUCUCUACUUGAUAUUGAUAUACAAACAACAUAUGUCCGAGUGAUGGUUAAAGGAAAGGCUUUUCAGCUGGUACUUCCAGCAGAAGUUAAACCUGACAGCAGUUUUGCCAAGAGGUCCCAAACUACAGGGCAUUUGCUUGUCAAGAUGCCAAAGGCAGAAGAGAUGGUUAGAUCAAGGUCAAAGAACAAAUCUACAAUACCCUCUGUAGCCACUGAUAAACAAAAAGAUGUAACAAGAACAACCCAACGAAUUGAGAAGCUAGAAGUGGAUCCCAGCAAACAUUCCCGCGUUGAUGUGACCAAUAUAGUGAAAGACAAGAAACCUGUCGCUGAAGGUCCCAUCAAAUUCCGUCAGGAGAGUGUAACGGAAAGGAACUGUAACCAUGACGACUUUCUGGAUAACCCUGAGGUUCCACCAUUACUUGAAUAACAUGACAAUAAUAAUGAUCCUUACAUUUGAUAUACUGAUAGACCCUUUCAUGUCAAAGGUUGUCUCAUAGCGCUUCACAGUAUAAAAUGUAAGUACUGUCCUGUGUAGGCAAAGGUGAGGCUUGAAAUAGUAUCAUUUACUGACCAUAUCAGCUGAACAUGUGACUUAAUUCAUUUUUUCCUUUCUGCUUUGUUUAGUAAAUGAAUCUGUGAACAUAGCCUUCCAUUAAGCAGUAAUAAACAUAAAGUGGGCAAUACUGGAUCUCUCAGGGCACAAUGUUGAACUGACUCAGGUCGCCCAGCUUCAGUUACAUUCACUUUAUUGCCUAAGUGUGAUAUGUAGGUCAAUGAGCUAAUUGGAUUUCCGUAAAUUUGUUAAAUGAGUAUUGUGUUAUGUACAUAAAUAACCUUUUAAAAAUUGCUGGAACCAAGCUUUAAAUGAGAACCUCCGGUCAUUUUUAUUAACAUAUCUGAUUACCACUUACUACCCAGAUAGUUCCCUUUACUGUACAUAGAAGUACAUUUAAAACCUGUACUUUUAAUGGAAGUACAUUUAAAGCAUGUACUGAAACAUUUAAUUCCUGUCAAUUUGGUCAGAUUUUCACCCAUAGACUGGUGGCAACAGAAAUUCUUGAAUGUGCAGUUGUUUCAAAGUCAAUUGUAUAUGAGCUAGGUUUGAUCUUCUGAUUCUCUUCCCAGCUGACAGGGGAAGGUACAUGAAUAGUAAAGCAUGUAAAACUCACGUAGCUGCCAGCAAAAGCAGAGACCAAUGUAUAAUUGUGUCUCUCGUGCAGUGCUCCCCAUAUUUGUGUAAGAUGGAAUACCUUAGCAGUUUGAAUGCAGGCAAAAGCUUUGUUUGCUGUUAGGACCACAUGUCCAGAUGAAUUGCAUUUUACAUUACAUUGAACCUGAAGUGAAACCUAAGCAAAAUUAGACAUUAAACAAAAUUUCCUUGUAUUCCAUAGAAAUGUGUGAUGCCAUAGGAGAUUUGGCCAAUUUAUUCAUGUUGGUAUUUGCUGCUCCAAGUCAUCCAUCCUAAUCCCAAUUCCUGUACUUUCUAAUAUCGUUCAUCUGCAUAUGUUUGUCCAAUUCCUUUUUAAAGGACCCCAAAUUGCCACAGCCUCAAGAAAUUGUGUCAUACAAUAAGAACCCCCUGGAAAAUAUUCUUCCAAACUUCUCUUUUUACUCCCCUAAAUUUGGAUUUAAAUGCUUGUUCCUCAGAGGAUAUUUGUCACUUUGAACUCAAAGCAAUGUUUUUUUAAAACACCAUCUUUAUUUCACACAGUGUAUGUAUUAAAAUCAACCCCUCCACCAUCAAAAAGUUAUCUGAUUUCUUGAAACUACCUGUACUAUCUGCCACCACCAUGUCUCUAGGCAGUUUCCCGCUGUGUAAAGUAUUACAAGUAGUUAAAUAUAAACUGAUUUAGCAUUUCACAUUGAAGGUUCAGACACUAAUAUCCAUAUUGAAUAUAAUAUUGGAGGUUAUUUUGCCUAUACUCUUUAAGAUCACUAAAUGCAAUUGACUAUUUUCUGAUAUAUGCCAAAAGAGCUGAACAAAAGUCAUUAUUUUUGGUAAGUAUGUAUAUAUUGCUCUUUGGUGUGACAUGUCUGGAUGGUGGUAACUGGUUGUCUUUCUGGAUAUUAAUGGAGGUUCUCAUCAAAUAAGUGAUCAAAUAUCACACCAUAAACCUAUAAUAUUAUACUGUUCAAAGGAAAACACAUAUUGUGCAUUUUAGACAAAUAUUUCUAGACUCCAGGAAGGUAAAGGUGGUGAAAUAUGACAACGCAUUCAGGCUAGUGCUGAAUUAUUGAAGAAUGUCACUGCUGUUGCUCCUAUAUUGUCAUUAUAUAAACCUGGGUCAUUUCCAUAAUAAACUCUG